This is a messenger RNA of Prunus armeniaca (apricot), 201 nucleotides long. The record is from the annotation of a GenBank genome assembly. NCBI's taxonomy places the organism in Eukaryota, Viridiplantae, Streptophyta, Magnoliopsida, Rosales, Rosaceae.
AUGUUGGGGCGUCAAACUUUCAUAAUGUACGAGGUCAAGGCGGAGGCCAAGGUGGUGGUCGCUACAUUUGUGGCAACACAAUUACUGCACGUGAAGGAGCCAGCAAUGUUGGGUAUCACAACUUUGGCAACACCACACCAGACAGGACCUGUUGCAUCCUAUAGUUUGGGAGAAAAAGAAGCUGAAUCGAAGUUAGCAUAA